This is a messenger RNA of Amoebophrya sp. A120, 1352 nucleotides long. The record is from the annotation of a GenBank genome assembly. NCBI's taxonomy places the organism in Eukaryota, Dinophyceae, Syndiniales, Amoebophryaceae.
GUCCAGUGCUUGAGAAAUCCGCUUAGAAAAAAAAAAUGUUCAACAGAGAUGACCUGCGUUUACAUCGGAUAAAGCAUCCAUAUUGUAUUGCUCUUUGUUCUCUGCCUCACGCUGUCCACUAUUGCUUUGUCGGUAUUUAUUUUCUGUUGAUCGACGAGAAAAUUAUUCUCGGGUGGGUCAUCAGACACCAUUCUGACCAAUGUCGAAGCUGUGCUCGAGAAAAGCGAAGUCGUCGUGAUACUAUUCUUGUACUAUUUACUAGCUGUUAUCCGUGUGACCGCAGUAUUUGUACACGAUCGCAGCCGUGCCGCUUGCUGUAGCAAAGGCCACAGACUCUAGAGCAGGGGAAGGAGGGGAGUGGGAAAGGAGGGAAAGGGGAAGGGAGCGAGCGGGGGAGGGGGGACGCAGAAAAGAGGGUGGGAGCCGGAAAGAGGGGGGGGGAAGGGCAGCAAGGUCGAAGGAGGGGGGGAGCCGGGAAGGCGGUGCCAAAGCGAAGGAGAGACAGCAGCAAAGGGCGAAAAGGAAAGGGAGAAGAGGGGCAAAGAGGUGGAAACAGGGGAAAACGCUUUAAAGAGGGGUGAGCAGCAGGGGGGAAACGGGGGGAAAUGCGAAAAAAGACGGGCAUGCCAGGGCAGAGAGGUAGAGAGAAAAGCGGAAGCAGAAACAUUGAGGAGAAUUCGUUGGGUUUGUUCCGAACGGGAGAAGGAAUUCUCCGGACAUGAGGAGGUUUCCAGGGGAUUUCUGGUAUGCCGUCUACGGCGUACUGCUGCAGAGGAGGAAGCUGGUAGUAGAAUUCNAAGGGCGCAGAGGGGCAAGGAGAUGGAAACAGAGAAAAACGCUAUAAAAGCAGGCGAAAACGGGGGGAAAUGCGAUAAAAGGCGGUCCCACCGGUGCGGAAGCAGGAAUCAGGCGGCAUUGCUGGGAUUCCGUGGGGUUUGUGCCUAAAGGGCACGGGAGAGUCCCGGUAGAAAGAUGACUUCUAACCUGGAGUUCCCAGGCGCUUUGCGGUAAAAUAAAAAGGCUAAGUGCGGCGUACUGUUUCACAGGCGGAGGCUGCCGAUGCAAAAUCCGUGUUCCACAGGAGGAGGAGGGGUUUUGGAUCCCCGACCCGGGCUCGGGUCCCCCUUCCUCGAGAAAGGGACGCGGGGUCUUCCCUUCGGGAGGCGGGGUUCUCCCCGGCCCCCGCGACCCCGGGCACCCCCCCCGGACCCCGGGGAACCCCCCGGACCCGGGGGUCCCCCCCCCUCCCCCUCCCCUCCCCCGGACCCCGGGGGUCCCCCCCCCUCCCCCUCCCCUGAUAAUUCACGCUGCUCUUUUCGUAUAGUAUAGGAAUUGUCCCGAAACACCUCUAA